AUGAGACCCGCAAACAAAAAGGUCACCAGGGCAAACUGUAACAACUGUACAUGUUCGCCCGGCUUGUUGUCCAGAAACAGAAGAUCGGUCCUCAUGGCCAAACGUAUUAAUCUCAAGAGAUCCUCCAGUGGUUCUCCAAACGCAUCCAGACAUGGCUCUGUGUUUACGCUCGACGCUGCGUCCUUGUGUUUGCCCGAUAUCAAGCAAAUCAACACUCUGGAGAGAUUGGCCGCUUUGAGAAAGGCCAUGGCUGAGAGUGGAGUUGCGGUGUACAUCGUUCCAAGUGAGGACGAACAUCAGAGUGAGUAUGUUGCUCCAUUAGACCAGAGACGUAGUUUUAUCUCUGGUUUCUCCGGUAGCAGUGGAACUGUAAUUGUAACCAGAGAUGUCACUUGUAUGAACGAUGUUCCUGAAGGUCUUGCUGCCUUGGCUACCGAUGGUAGAUACUUCAACCAGGCCACCAACGAAUUGGAUUUCAAUUGGCAGUUGUUGAAACAGGGCAUCAAGGGAAUGCCAACAUGGGAACAAUGGGCCAUUAGCCAGGCUGCCCAGAUGUCUAUGGACCUGGGCUACAAGAUCAGCGUUGGUGUGGACCCAAGACUUAUCAGCCACCAAGCUUACGAGCGUAUCCAGAAGACCAUCGAGGAAGAAAUUGCAAAGAACCCAAGAGCAGCCGUAGAAUUAGUUCCCGUGCGUGAGAACUUGGUCGAUAAGAUCUGGCUUCAUUUCGAAGAGCUUCCUGAAAAAUCGCACAGCAUCAUUAAGACUUUGGGUCUUGAUUUUGCCGGUGAAUCUGCCGAAAGCAAAAUUGCCAAAGUAGCCCAGAGAAUCAAAGAGAAGAACGCAAAUGGUCUCAUUGUUAGCGCGUUGGAUGAAGUCGCUUGGUUGUUGAACUUGAGAGGCUCAGAUAUUCAGUACAACCCUGUUUUCUACUCGUACGCUGUCGUCACAAGUACUGGCAAGGUCACCUUGUAUGCUGAUAAUGAGAAAUUUGAUACCAAUGUUGCUGCUCAUUUGAAGGAGUGUAAUGUCACCGUCAAGCCAUACUUGUCAUUCUGGAACGAAAUCGUCGCAUUGUCAAAAGAGUUCAGCGUUGAAGACCAAUCAUUUAUUCUUGACACUGGAGUUGCUUCUUGGGAAAUUGUCCGUCUCUUAAAAUGUAAAUACCAACUGGUGUCACCUUCGCCUAUUGAAGAUUUGAAAUCUAUCAAAAACGAAACUGAAUUGAAGGGUGCUCACAAUGCUCACCUCAGAGAUGGACGUGCAUUGGUGCAAUUCUUUGCUUGGUUGGAGAAUGAGAUCAUUGCCAAAACCGAGCUUGUUGACGAAGUAGAUGCAGACGACCAUUUGACCAAGCUAAGAAGCAAAGAGCAAGACUUUGUUGGUCUCUCUUUUGAUACUAUCAGUGCUACUGGCUCCAACGGUGCAAUCAUCCAUUACAAACCUUUCAAAGGCACAUGCAAAACCAUCGACCCAUCAAAGAUAUACCUCUGCGAUUCUGGUGCUCAAUAUCUUUGUGGUACCACCGAUACCACUCGUACCGUUCACUUUGGUACUCCAUCUCAAGAGGAAAUUAGAAAUUACACUUUGGUGCUCAAGGGUCAUGUCGCAUUAGCCAAGUUGAAGUUCCCAGAGAAUACAACCGGAAACACCAUUGACUCUAUUGCUAGGCAGUUCUUGUGGCUGGCUGGUCUAGAUUACGGGCACGGUACGUCCCAUGGAAUUGGGUCGUAUCUUAACGUACAUGAGGGUCCAAUUGGUAUCGGUCCAAGACCAAUCGCUGCUAAGAACGCUUUGAAGCCUGGCCACUUAAUUUCGAACGAGCCUGGCUAUUAUGCAGAUGGCGAGUAUGGUAUUAGAAUCGAGAAUGUCAUGUUUGUUAAAGACAGCGGUGCAGCCUAUAACGGAAGAAAGUUCCUUGAGUUCGAAACGGUCACUGUCGUGCCUUACUGCAGAAAGUUGAUCGACGCUCUGUUGUUGACAUCCGAAGAAUUGAAGUGGGUGAAUGACUACCACUUAGAUGUCUGGAACAAGCUUAGUUCAUCAUUCGACAAGUCUUCGUUGGAGUACCAUUGGUUGAAGAGGGAAACUUGCCCAUUGGCUGCCAAUUAA
Messenger RNA from Australozyma saopauloensis, 2112 nucleotides. Its product is annotated as aminopeptidase P. NCBI's taxonomy places the organism in Eukaryota, Fungi, Ascomycota, Pichiomycetes, Serinales, Metschnikowiaceae. The transcript has a single exon. The record is from RefSeq and is a predicted model, not a curated record. The coding region runs from base 1 to 2112 and encodes 703 amino acids. Gene Ontology annotation, molecular function: metalloaminopeptidase activity.